UGUAAGAAAUUUCAUUAGUUUAUUUAGUAAAAUAAAAAUAAAAUAGCAAUGAAUAUUUCAAAUUCAAGUGAUAUUAUUAUCGAAGAAAUUGACAGUAACGAUAUAUCCGAAUCAGAACUAUCUGAAUUCCAAGAAACUAAUCCCCUGAAAGUGCUAUCAAUACUGCAUAAUGAUGAAGAAACUGAGCAGCAAAUGGACACCCAACCGUCCGAGGAGGAAGAAGGACAAUUGAUAAAACAAUUUUUAGUGGGGUCAGGUGACUUUCCUGAUAUUUAUACUAAAUUAGAGCCACACGAAGAAGAUGAAGAUGAGCAAAUGGACGAGGAUGAUGUAGAUGAUAGUGAGCAACAAGGCGAACAUGCACACGACGAUAGUGGUGAUGGUAGUAAUACCGUAAAUACAUGUCUGGAAAUUGAAUAUGGUGACAAUGCUAAGUCUCGUGGUCUAAAGAAACGGAGAAUGCAACAAGGUGAUGCAGUGCCCGGUACAAGUAAAUCUUCUAGGUUGGGCUGUGGCACAGGACGAAGAAGACCUCAACUUAGUGCUGCUUUGCAAGGCCUAAUGGGUGAAGCUAAUUUAUGCUUUGCUCGUGGACAAAUACAAAUGGCCGAGAAAAUAUGCUACGAAAUAAUACGACAAAAUCCCCUGGCUGCCGAACCUUUUGUAACUUUGGCCGAAAUCUAUGAGACCAGAGACACGGAAAAGUUUCUUAAUUUCCUUACCAUAGCUGUGCACCUUAACUCCAGUGAUCGGUAUCAAUGGAUACGUAUAGCUGAGAUGCAUAUGGCUCAGGGCAAUUUACAAAGGGCACGUAUUUAUUAUACUCGAGCUAUAAAGAUUCACGAUUCUGAUUAUGAUUUACGUUUGCGUAAAGCUCGUUUAUUGGAAAUGAUGGGCCUUAAGUCGGCUGCCAUGUUUACAUAUUUAAAAAUGAUACCGCACUGCCCGCCCGAGGCUCAUGAACUGUGUCUGGUGACGGCUAAAAACGUGGCCAAAUAUUAUCAUACAUUGGAUAAAUAUGUGCAGGCUUUAGAAGCCAUGCAAAAUGCUUACUUUCUAUGCGCUCAUAUUUUUGCUUUGGAGGAUUUGAAUUUAUACAUGGAAUUGUGCAUUUUGAAUAAACAGUAUAAAAAUGUCUUGGAUUGCCUUAGACAACAUACUAACUUGGAGUUAGAUACCGAAAAGGAAGAUCAAGUUGAUUUAGUAUACUAUUGCGUCAUACCGGAUGAUUUUGUGCCCGAUUUUCGCGUUAAACUGUGUGUGACCCUAAUCAAUCUUAAGGCCGAUCAUUUGCUGGGCUAUUUAAUACAAAAUAUACACGAACACAUACCACCGUUUGAAAAUGAUCGUUUAAAUUUAUAUUGCGACAUAGCAGAAGCCCUAAUGCAACAGCAUAAAUAUGCCGAAACCAUAGCUCUACUAAGACCCAUAACCGAUGGCGAUUUCAUUGAAUGUCCAGCCUUCGUUUGGCUUAGACAAGCCGAAUGUUUGCGUCAUUUGAAUCGAUGCAAUGAAGCUAUAGAGAGUUAUUUUAAAGUUGUAGAGUUGGCGCCAUUCUGUUAUGAAGCUAAAUUUACCCUAUCGGCUUUACUUAAACAACAGGGAAGGCACAUAGAGGCUGUCAAAGCUUUGGAGCAAUCAGGGGAACAAGAAGGCCAGCCAUUGCAUGCCCGUUUGCUGUAUGAACGUUGUAUAAUGUUGCAACAGAUCAAUGAAAUUGAGGAAUUCUUGGAAAUUGGUUACGUUUUGCUGGGCAGACAAUCAAUUAAACUGCGUAAUAGGGAAGAAAUGUUGGCGGCGGCCAAUGGUGGUUCAUUUUAUAAUGCCGAUGGUCUUAAGAAUAUUCUGCAAAUGCGUAAUAUUAUAGGAGAAGAUGCUGACAAGGCCUUGGAGGUAAGCAAAUCUACGAAUGCCUCGGCCUCUGAUAAUUUAUCGGUGCACGAUGAGUAUCAAUUGUUUUUGGAAUUAAUGCGCAUAGGAUUUUUGCAUAAAAACUAUAGUACACUGCAGCGUAUAUGUUUCUCCAUGGUAACCACCAAACGUUUUGUGUGCUAUCACCCCGACUUGGAGCGCAUUAUAAUAUUGGCUUGUUAUUUCAACAAUGACUGUACUUUGGCUUUUUCAUAUUUACGCGAAUUAAUAACUAAAAACACGGCUUCAAUACCCCUGUGGAAUCUCUUGUCAUUGAUGAUACAAAAAGGUCAAGAUUUGCGCUAUCACCGCUACAUAAAUCGUCAUAUAGCACGCAAUCCCACGGCCAAACAAAUGCGCAUAUUUGUGGCUCAUUAUCAUCUACAUUGCAGUUCGUAUAAAUAUGCACUUAAUGUGUAUGUGCCCAUGUUUAAGGAACAGCCCACAGCGUUAGUAGCCUUAUGUAUAGCCUGUAUAUUUCAACAGGUUUCUUUGCAAAAGAAAGUUCUACGCAAAUGUGCUGCUGUCACACAGGCCAUUGCCUUUGCUCACAAAUAUGCCCUGCUAAGAACGAGUAGCAGCAGUUCGCCAGAGAAUUGUGUGGCCUAUCAAGAAGUUAAUUAUAAUAUUGGAAGGAUUUAUCAUCAAGCUGGUCUGGUGCAUUUGGCUGUGGAGUAUUAUGAAAAAGCUUUGAGUUUUCAACAUCCAAUGUUAGAAACGAAUGGAGCUACUUUGGGCUUAGAGCAGGAAAUAGCAUUUAAUUUACAUUUAAUCUAUAAAUCUAGUGGUAAUUAUAAAAAAGCACGACAAUAUCUGUAUCAAUAUUGUGUGGUGUAAA
Messenger RNA from Calliphora vicina (urban bluebottle blowfly), 2749 nucleotides. RefSeq names its product general transcription factor 3C polypeptide 3. Lineage: Eukaryota; Metazoa; Arthropoda; Insecta; Diptera; Calliphoridae. Gene Ontology annotation, cellular component: transcription factor TFIIIC complex. The transcript has 2 exons. The record is from RefSeq and is a predicted model, not a curated record. The coding region runs from base 49 to 2748 and encodes 899 amino acids. Gene Ontology annotation, biological process: transcription by RNA polymerase III. Gene Ontology annotation, molecular function: protein binding.